Molecule: messenger RNA, 816 nt
Organism: Salvia hispanica
Lineage: Eukaryota; Viridiplantae; Streptophyta; Magnoliopsida; Lamiales; Lamiaceae
Source: RefSeq, a predicted model, not a curated record
UUAUUAUUCUACCAUAAGUAGUAUCAAAUUAAAGGAAAUGGCUGUCUGGUCUGCUGAAAAUGCUACUAACGCUUAUCUCAGAGCAAUAAAAAUGGGAGAGAGAAGCAAGGAGCCAGACACGGCGGAGUUUAUCUCCGCCCUGGUGGCAGGCACCAGCGCUCGCCUCAUGGUGGUUGCAUGCUCGGGCGCCGCCGACUGCACCACCUUAGCCCUGGUGGCAGCGGCCUACCAAACAGGGGGCCAGGUGGUGUGCAUCGUGGGCGGCGCCAGUGAGGUGCAGCAGUCGAGGCGAGCGCUGGGAGAGAGCGGCGCGGAUGUGAAGUUCGUUGUGGGGAGUGCGGAGUUUCUACUGGCGGGGGAGUAUAGAGAAGCGGACUGCGUGGUAGUGGAUUGCAGGAUCCGAAACUGCCAGAGGAUUCUAGAAAGUGCGAGAAGCGAGGCGUUGGUUUUGGGGUACAAUGCUUUGUGCGGAGGCUUGGAGUUUGGUAAUGAUGCGCAUUUGCUACCAAUAGGGGAAGGGCUGCUCGUGAGGAGGGCCACGCUGCCUCGUCGCCGGACGGAGAAGGGCGGCCGCUGGGUUGUGACCGUCGAUAAGUUCACUGGUGAAGAGCAUGUUUUUAGGGUUCGGAGUAAGCCCAAGUUUUGCAAGUGAUCAAGUUUUCUCAAUAUGCCGUUGCUUCUAUUCUAAAUUGUGGUAGAGAAAUAUAUGAGUUUUGUUUGUUUGAUUAUAAAGAUCCUAAUUGUAAAUACUAGUACUAGAUAUCAUGUAUUGUGAUUUAUCUAGGAUGUAAUGUUGAAUUUUGCUACUAUUAAUUU